Messenger RNA from Chara braunii, 2983 nucleotides. Lineage: Eukaryota; Viridiplantae; Streptophyta; Charophyceae; Charales; Characeae. The record is from the annotation of a GenBank genome assembly.
GCGAAAGUACCCGGAGCGGACUGUUGUCUGCAGUUACACCGCGCUCAAAUUCAAAUCACGUCGAGGCGGAGGAACCGCACGGACCUAUCAUCACUCAACCAUGGCGCGCAGGGCGUUGCUUAUCGGCGCUAGCUAUGGCGACAGCACUCAUCUGCCUACUCUGCGUGGAUCGGUUAACGAUGUCGUGCAGGCGAAGAUAGCGCUCACGACGGUGUAUGGAUUUGCAGAGGCGGACGUGUGCGUGCUGGCCGAUGGAGAAGUGGAUGCGAGCUGCGCUAAGGCUUGCACAACGCCGCCCACGAAAGCUUGCAUCCUGGCGGCGCUUGAUUGGUUGGUAAAGGGUCCGUGCGCGGGUGAUGUGCUGUUCUUCCACUUCUCGGGAUAUGGUACGCGUGUUCCCUCGGCAUCGUCGUGCGACUCUCUCGAGGAGGCUCUCCUUCCGUGCGACGCUACAGUGUCGGAUGUCUGCGGUUUCCGGAACGUUGUUGAGCACAGUGUGUUCAGCACCAAAUUCGCCGGCAUUCCCAAGGGUGUGACGGUGGUUCAAGUGUUUGAUACAGCCUUCAAAGGUGCCGACGAGUACGCCCUCGCCGGCGUGAAGCACUCUGUCCUUUGCCACGGUUUGUCGACGAAGGUGGUCUCAGCCAGGGGUCUGGAUAACGUGGCAUCGGUAACGGCGAGUAGAAAGCUGAAUGCCGAAGAUCGUUUCGCAUGCGUGCAAUGCCAUUUCUCCGAUUCUUGCAAGGCUCUGUACUACGACCUCCCCUCUGCUUGGCUUGCCUGCGCAGAGGACGAAACCACCUGGGACGUGGUUGUCGACUGCAAGCCGGCGGGUAUUUUCAGCCAUCACCUGUACAGCACCGUUGUCAGGGAACACGAGAACGACCACCAGAACCAGAACGUUUGCAUUCUUAACUCAGUGAUGUACGUGCUCUGCGCCGGAGGCUUCAAGCACAAGCCGGAGUACGUUGUUGCGGAGGACUCGAAGAAGUUGGCGACUUUCCUUCCUCCUGCGCCUGAGAAGAAGUUCCCUCCCAGUCUGACGAAGUUGAAGGAAUUGGUCAUUGCCUGUUUGAAGAAGGAAGCGUUGUACAAGACUGACGAAGCGUUGAUUGAGCAGCUGGCCACGCGUGUGGCUCUCCUGCCGACCAUCACGACGGUUGAGCGGGAGUGUUUGAGCCAGCGCCUUCUGUCCUUGGUGAACGCGAGAGGCCAUUGGAUCCUGCGGGAGAUUCUGGGCCUGUGCACCCCUGUCGUUCCUCCGUCCCCUCCGUGCAUCCCCGAGCUGGAUUCCAGGCAGCUGUACUCCAUCACUAUGGUUGUCAGCCACGCCAAGUCCGCAGUCGCCGCCUCCAGAAUCGAGGAGCUCGCAAGGCGGCUUGCGCGAUGUCAUGGCCUGACGUUGGCCAAACAGCAGGCCAUCGUGGACGAGCUGACGUGUCUGAUCGGGGAGGAUGGAUGGGCGCUCUUGCGACUGUUGUUUGCCGCGGAGCCCCCGACCGAUCUGAAGUUUGCGGAGAAGAAGACGCAAUGCCGUUCUCCAUGCCUUCCUCUAUGCCGCCCAGCAUGCCCUCCUGCGGAUUGCAAUGCGCAUCUGCGAAAGCUCAUCUCCUUCAUGGGAGUCGAGGGAUACGAGAUCGGUCUGAAAUUCAAGAAYGAGUAUGCGUGCCUGUCCAUCGAGGAGCGCAAGCGCCACUACAAGACGCUCUAUGUAAAGGGCGGCAUGGAGGCAGUGACGACGGCGGCCGCSAUAGCUGGCGAYGCCUGCUACAUUGAUGUUCUUGCCGMGGCMGUGGGSGAGCAUGUCCGCUGCWCCGCUGUGUCCACCKMUUGCUGCCMGCCUCUCUCCUCUUYCUACUCCACCCUCUCUGCUUCUCUAAAAUGUCAGCUCUUGCAAUCUGUUGUCUGUGCUGCCGGGUCUCGCGGGCACGAGAUCGCGGUUCGCCUGGCGGACUGUACAAAGCUCCUUGGGRACUCCGAGAAGAAGAGUUUGUAUGCCGAAMUGGUGAAGCUCGGCGGAGUGUCUGCGCUUGCCGCCGGCGCACGUCUCGCUGCUGAUGUCACCAUUCUCAAGACUGUGGUGGCCGCCGGAGAGCGCGUCCGCCUCGUUCGAUSCGAGCCGCCGGUGGAGUUUUGUGCGCGAAGGGAGGCCAGGAGACAGAGGGAGAAGCAAUUGCUCAAGGAGGUGAUUGUGAUUGCUGGCUGUGCGGGUUACGAGUUUUCUGUCCAGCUGAUGCAAGAGGSGUUGACGGUGGCGUGCCGGAAAGAUAUAUAUUCGAAGCUGUUCGCCGAGGGAGGCGUUGAGGCUGUCGCCAUAGCUGCCCUCGUUUCCGAGGACGAGACUGUGAAGGGCGAGUUGGAGAAGGCAGGUGUGGAGCACGCGGCGUUUGUCCAAUGUCCGGCUGCCGUGUGUCUUCCAUCAGUCUGCUGUUCCUCCCACGCAGUGCGAAUGUGAGUACCUGCUGAGUACGGAAGACAGGCGAGUUGGCAGCACGCUUUGCAACAUUGCUCGGAAAGAAAGCUCGGUAUGAGAAGGCCCGGAAGAGGCAUGUUGCGCAGAUCGUCUCCCACUUCCAAGGGACUCCAACUUCUCCAGAGCCUCUGCUGCUAUGCCUAGGGUGUCGCCUUUCUGAAGGUACCGGGAACUACGUCGGGACAAGAAAAUGGAAAGCCCGCAUUUUGGAAUGCGGGAUGUACAUAGAUGGACGUCUGCAUGCAGCAGGCAUGUUCGUGGGCUUGUGUUCUUUUUUUGGGUUUGUGUUUGUGUGCGUGUGUGCGUGUGUCCGUGUGUCCGUGUGUGUGUGUGUGUGUGUGUGUGUGUGUGUGUGUGUGUGUGUGUGUGUGUGUGUGUGUGUGUGAGAGAGAGAGAGAGAGAGAGAGAGAGAGAGAGAAGAGUAUGAUUAAUAACGAUUACAAACUCUUUGAUUUCGCAGCGCUUUCAUGGCAACUUCUCGUUCUGUUUGAAUAAAGAUUACUGUUCCGC